This is a messenger RNA of Gastrolobium bilobum, 3060 nucleotides long. RefSeq lists its product as uncharacterized. The record is from RefSeq and is a predicted model, not a curated record. Bases 138 to 2693 code for a protein of 851 amino acids. Lineage: Eukaryota; Viridiplantae; Streptophyta; Magnoliopsida; Fabales; Fabaceae. The transcript has 10 exons. Gene Ontology annotation, molecular function: protein binding.
GAGAGUGAAAAGGAAAAGUGGGGGGUUUUGUUUCACUUUCUUUCCGUUUGGGUGCAAAUCGAGAGAGAGAGAGAGAGCAUAGAUAUUUUGAUCGUGUUGGUUGUUAUUGCGGCGGAACCCUAGCGAGAGUGAGGAGGAUGAGUGGCAAAGGCGGUGGCGGUGGGGGCCACAAGUCGGCGAUUCCGGCGGCGAGUCGGAAGAUGGUUCAGAGUCUGAAGGAGAUAGUGAGCAACAUCCCUGAUCACGAGAUCUACGCCACUCUCAAAGACUGUAACAUGGACCCUAACGAAGCUGUUAGUCGCCUUCUCUCUCAAGAUCCUUUUCAUGAGGUUAAGAGCAAACGUGAAAAGAAAAAAGAGAAUAAGGACACAACAGAUUUGAGGCCUCGUGGGACAAACAAUACAUCGAGUCGUGGUGGUGGUAGAGCUGGCACUGAUCGCUAUGUUGGGCGUGCGGGUGCAACUCAAUUCAGUGGUAGUGAUUCUGGUCUCCUGCAGGGAAAACCUUUAUUCAAGAAGGAGAAUGGAAUGCCUGCUUAUGAAGGCUCUAUGUAUUCUUCGUCUAGUGUGUUGGAGAAUAAUGUGAACAGGCAACGAUCAUCCUACAGUGAUUCUGUUGGUGUCUGUGAUGGACUAUCUUCAUCAUCACAGCAUGGUGGAUUGCAAUCUGCAUGGAUGGUGAACCCGGGUCAAGUAUCAAUGGCUGAUAUUGUCAAGAUGGGUAGGCCACAGACCAAGGCAUCCAUGCCUAACUCUUCUGUCCACAGUGGUAAUCAUCAGAAUGUUUUUGCACCCCCAGCAGCUUCACAUCACAAUUCGCAUUCAUUGCAAGAUCAUGUUUCCAUGGUGCCAGAGACAAAUAAUGAUCAAGGCUUUGCUAUCAACCCCAAUGUCCAACAGGACGAUGAGUGGCCUUCUAUUGAGCAUCAACCAGCUGUUUGUGUAUCCUCUGUUGUUGAUGGCCAUCCAAAUUCUGAGUACUAUUCAAACUCAUCUAACUUUGGUGAAGCUAGUCGACAGCUGAAGACACACGGAAAUGAAUUUUUAGCCGAAGAUGGUGCUGUUGAGAAUCCAGACAAUGUUGGAUCUGCUUCUGUACCUGCAAAAAGUAUAUCUGAGGAUAUUCCUGAAAGUGCACCUGUUUUUGAUGGUAGCUUGUACAAGGACAUAAAUUCCUACCAUCCUCAUAGACAUUCUUUUGAUAAUAAUGAAGCUGAAGAUGGUGUUUCAUCAGUGGCUACAAACUUAGAGAAGCUAAAUUUACACCAAGAGGAUCAAGGGACAGAAACAGAGGAGGACAAUCCUUCUGUGGUGAUUCCAAAUCACCUACAGCUUCAUACUUCAGAAUGCUUAAAUCUGAGCUUUGGAAGUUUUGGAUCUGCAAACAAUGCUUCCCUUUCUGUAUCUGGGCCAUAUGCCUCUAGGCCCUUAAAAAAUAACUUGGAGGACACAUCUGGAGCAACUGAUGUUUCAACAAUUGGGUCCUCAGACGCUAGAAAUCCUGAAUAUUAUGGGGAUGAGCAUCUUACUACUACUUCGGAUGGGAAUUUGGCUCACAUAACUGGUGUGGAUGCUGGGACUUACGAUUCUUCCAUUUCAAAACCAGAGGCUUUAAAAUCUGAAGCCCCUGAAACUGCCCAGGAAAAUCAAUAUCCAUUUCCUUCAUCUUCGCAUGAGUUUACUUAUGAAAAUGCCCAACAACCAGAUGUUACAUAUCCUCAUUCACAGACAAGCUCGCAGAUCCAGAACCUGUCUCCUUUCUCUAGUGUAAUGCAGGCAUAUACUAAUUCUUUGCCCAAUGCUCUGUUGGCUUCAACGGUUCAAACAGCAAGGGAGGAUAUCCCAUACUCACCCUUCCCUGCUACACAAUCAAUGCCUGCGAAAUAUAGCAACAUUGCAUCUUCAAUUGGUGUUCCCACUAUAAACAUGUCAGAGGCUCUAAGAGCAAAUAGCAUUUCUAUGCCUCAACCUAAUCCACAAGCUCUGCCUGGUGCCGCCAGUGUUGCCACUGGACCUGCACUUCCUCAACACCUUGCUGUGCAUCCCUACUCCCAGCCUACUCUUCCUCUGGGACAUUUUGCUAACAUGAUUAGUUAUCCAUUCUUGCCUCAGAGCUAUACCUACAUGCCAUCAGCGUUUCAGCAAUCUUUUGCUGGAAAUAGCACAUACCACCAAUCUCUGGCAGCAGUUCUUCCACAAUAUAAAAAUAGCAUUUCUGUCAGUAGCUUGCCGCAGUCUGCUGCUAUUGCAUCUGGAUAUGGUUUUGGAAGUUCCACCAGCAUUCCUGGAGGAAAUUAUCCUUUGAAUCCACCUGCUGCCCCUACUAGUACAACCAUUGGAUAUGAUGAUAUUAUAAACUCCCAGUACAAGGAAAACAAUCAUAUGAUUUCACUACAGCAGAAUGAGAAUUCUCCCAUGUGGGUUCAUGGGCCUGGCUCUCGAACAAUGUCUGCGGUUCCUCCCAGCACUUAUUACAGUUUUCAGGGACAGAAUCAGCAACAACCAGGUGGAUUUCGGCAAAGUCAGCAGCAGCCUUCACAGCAUUUUGGAGCCCUUGGGUACCCUAAUUUCUACCAUUCUCAGACUGGGAUUUCUCUGGAACAUCAGCAGCAGAACCCAAGGGAAGCAUCCCUCGCUGGUUCCCAAAACCAACCACCUAAGCAGUCCCAACAAAUAUGGCAAAACAGCUACUAAUCCUAAUCACCUCCCAGUUUUUAAGGGUCUUGAUGUGAGUUUGAAAGUGACCAAUCAGAGGCAUUUCCUCGGCCUAAUAAUUAUAUGUACCAUUGUUUGGUCUGAAUAGACCGUAUAUGGCCGCUGCCCUGUGCGACGAAGUUGUAUUCUACAUAAUUAUGCUCGUAACGUUUAACGUAGGUACUAAGUGUGCUAAUUUGGUGUUCUUCGUGCUAUAUACAUUUUUUCCCCUUUUCUUUUCCUUUACAUUCUUCUCAUCUGGUUAUAGUGGAAGUUUCUUCGAUGGUACAUCCUCUAAGCUGUCUUAGAUUUCGCUCCUUUUAUGUUUGCUCUUUUUUAUAUGCGUUUGUCAUAAAUUGUCCUUCAA